AUGGAUGGAAGGCAGCUUCUUGUCACUGCAGAGACAUGGUACAGCUAUUCGUGCGUGGUCCGACAGAAUAGGAUUGUUAGAUGGUAUUCAAUAUUGAUUAUAUGUUACUGGGGCUCUGGUGGGGCUAAAAUUCUAUUGGUGAUUAUCCGCUUGGUUCGUUGUCUGGAUACAAUUAUGGAGCCUGCCGCACGGUCCUUGAUUAUUUGGAUAUUUGGUGAGUAUAGCUCUACUGGAAAUCUCAUCCCAAAGAUAGCUCCAGUUGUUCUUAAGUAUCUGGCAUGGUCCUUCGCUGCCGAAGUGCUGGAGACAAAGCUUCAGAUCCUAAAUGCUUCUGCAAAGGUUAUCAUACAUUCUGCACAAGAACAGCUAGAAGAAUUCAAAAUGAUAGUGGCAUAUGUCAUUCAGUUGGCUGCAUGUGACAUGAAUUAUGAUGUCCGUGACCGUGCACGUUUCUUGUCAGGACUUCUACCAUGCUGUGCUACUGAAAAUGACCCCUCAUGUCGAUCACAGAAUGUAGAUGUUAUUAAAGAGCUAGCUGAUCAUAUCUUUGGUGGGAAGAUACCUCCUGCAUCUAAUUCAGACAGCAACUACCGGAUUUAUCUUCUGGGUUCCCUGUCACAAGUUGUUCUUCAUGCAGCGCCUGGCUAUGCACCACUUCCGAAGCCUCAAAGUAUGAUCUUAAUUCAUAAGACCGUAGAACCAAUCAGAGGUGUAGCUGAUUCCUCCGAAGGUACUAAUUCUGAUGCUGAAUCUGGAUCUUCAAGGGAUGGGAGUGGCUCUGUGUAUGAUUCAGAAAGUGAAGCUGGUAGUGAUUCGAUCGAUGAUUGCCAUAACCUUCAUCGUCAAGAGGAGAACCAGGAAGCUCCGCUGAUUCAUAUGUAUGAUGGUAAUGUAGAUCAAGCAUAUGCCGGUCGAGCUGUUGAUGAAAAUUUGGCAUCUCUCAUCUCUACUGAUUUGACAGAAUUAAUGUCCAAGUCAGCCUUGGAGUCAUGGCUUGAUGAGGCUCCUGCUGCACCACUUGUUGUUCAAGAUUCGGUACAGACAUCAUGUGCAAGGGUUUCUUUUACCACUCGCAGCUUUGAGAGAAAACCUAAAUUGCAUAGGUUGUUAGAUCCAUCGGCUAGUGAUGCCUUGAGUGUUCUAUAUGCCUUCUCAUCUGAGGUUUCACCCAAAUCACACUUGCUAGUAUGUGUAGACUUGUUUGUCGAGAAUGUUACAACAGAACAAUUAGCAGAUAUAACCAUUAAAUCUGAAGAGGCUUCUGGUAGCAAGGGUGGCAUGGACCAAACAUCAGAAGGAUCCGCAAACAUACCAACUCUUGUCCCUGUUGAAGAGAUACAGUCACUGGCUCCUGAACAGACAGCUAAGAUGCUUCUUCAGGUUCACUUUCAUCACCAUCUAUUGCCCUUGAAGUUGUCUGUCCUUUGCAAUGGGAAAAGGCAUCCAGCCAAACUUCACCCGGACAUUGCUUAUUUUGUACGACCACUACCCAUGGAUCUAAAUGCUUUUCUAUGCAAGGAAAACCAGCUGAGGGGAAUGUUUGAGUACGCUAGAAGGUGCACCUUCAAAGAUCAUCUUCAGAAGCACGAGCAGACCGAAGAGAGUACAGACCACAACACCGACAAAAACCUUCUAGUAGCCCAAACUCUCGCAUCGAAAGUACUCAGCAACGCCAAUGUUCACCUAGUGUCAAUGGAUAUGCCCGUGACCUUCAGCAUCGACGACGCCUCCGGCUUGUGCUGGCGAUUCAGCAGCGAGAUCCUGAGCACUUCGAACCCCUGCCUGAUCACCAUCGUGGCGGACGGGCAUACCUCGGAACCACUGGAUCUCACCGUCAAGGUGAACUCUGAAGACACGGCGUUCGGACUGAACCUCAUGAACAGAAUCGUGGCGAUCAUAGAGUGAAGGGGCACUUUUGAGUUAGGCAAAUUUGGUUCAAAUGCUACUUUUGUGGAUACUGUAAAUCAUUGUGCAUCAUUGUGAAUGCCGAGGGCGUAGAGUAACCCGACAGAUUGUUGUACAUCUUUUUACCACCUUGUAUUCCUUUUCUCAUUGUUAGAUUUGAUUUUCUUUUGGUAAACUGAUGGCAAACUUGCUGUUGUUACAAAGUGCGACAGAAUCCGCGAUAGCACGCGUCGCGGUGUGCUGCUGGAUGGUAAUGUUGAUGAUGACACUGUAAGUAAUGGCAUGAGAUUUCUGUGGGACCAAUAAAUUCCAGAGUUUUAACUACA
Messenger RNA from Triticum aestivum (bread wheat), 2231 nucleotides. RefSeq names its product AP3-complex subunit beta-A-like. The transcript is spliced from 5 exons. The coding region runs from base 1 to 1905 and encodes 634 amino acids. Gene Ontology annotation, biological process: intracellular protein transport; vesicle-mediated transport. Lineage: Eukaryota; Viridiplantae; Streptophyta; Magnoliopsida; Poales; Poaceae. The record is from RefSeq and is a predicted model, not a curated record. Gene Ontology annotation, cellular component: membrane coat.